Molecule: messenger RNA, 375 nt
Organism: Striga hermonthica
Lineage: Eukaryota; Viridiplantae; Streptophyta; Magnoliopsida; Lamiales; Orobanchaceae
Source: the annotation of a GenBank genome assembly
AUGGCUAUGAAUUCCAGAAGGGAUCGUAACUCUAGAAGUGCUCUUUUUGAUGGUAUUGAGGAGGGAGGUAUAAGGGCAUCUUCAUCUUACUCGUCCCAUGAGAUUGAUGAGCAAGAGAAUGAUAGAGCAGUUGAUGGGCUACAAGAUCGAGUCAAUUUUCUGAAAAGGUUGUCAGGUGAUAUACACGAGGAAGUCGAGUCUCAUAACCUCAUGCUGGACAGAAUGGGAAACGACAUGGAUUCCUCAAGAGGUGUUUUGUCCGGAACCAUGGAUAAAUUUAAGAUGGUGUUUGAGACCAAAUCAAGCCGAAGGAUGUUUACUCUUGUGGCAUCUUUUGUGGUUGUUUUCCUUGUCGUAUACUAUCUCACUAGGUAA